Messenger RNA from Emiliania huxleyi CCMP1516, 481 nucleotides. RefSeq lists its product as hypothetical. The annotation marks the transcript as partial. The record is from RefSeq and is a predicted model, not a curated record. NCBI's taxonomy places the organism in Eukaryota, Haptophyta, Isochrysidales, Noelaerhabdaceae. The transcript has 4 exons.
AUGCUGCUCGUCGCGCUCUCAGUCCCUGCCCUGCGCGUCGGCACGCUGCGCAUGCAGCAGUCUGAGGACGCCGCCAAGGCCGCCUGGCUCGCCCGCACCGCCGCUGACGCUCCGUCGUGGGGCCCGAAGGGCGGCACUCCCGCGUCGACCACGAUGAGCGAGGUCGCGGGACAGGCGUCGGCGCUGCUCGCCCUCACCGAGGACUGCGACUCUGGCGUCGAGGCAGCGUGCGACACUCUGUCGCGCGAGGAGGAGGCCAAGCGCGCCUGGCUGGCCAGCCUCGACGUCCCGGCAUGGGGCGCGGCCGCCGCUGCCGUCUCGGCGGUCGCCUCCCAGGUGAGUGCACCUGCUGCGGUGUCGGAGGAGGAGGCGAAGCAGGCCUGGCUCGCCCGCCUCGACGCACCGACCUGGGGCAAGGGCGUCGUCUCCCCGACCGGCGGCGCGGCGGCCUCGCCGGCGAGGCUGUCGGAGGACGAGGCCA